AUGGCCGGCCGUGCGCUGUUGGUGUGCGCCCUCUGCGCGCUGUGCUGCGCCGCCGGCGGGGGCUGGGCGGCGGAGUGGGACUACUGCACGGAGCGCGACUGGAGGGGCUUGCGGGCCGUCGCGAAGGACAUGAGCGAGGCGGAAAUUGCGGCGAAGUACUGCGGCCGCAAGCCGGAGUUUGUGCGGGGGCUGCGGGCGAGUCUGCAGGGCGAUGAGGUGGAGGGGGAAGUGUCUGGCCCCGGCGGAGGGGGCGGCGGUGCUUCGAGGGGAGAAGUGUCCGGGCACUCGGCGGAGCUGAGAGGCGCGGGCGGCUCGCAAUCGACAUCGGGCGAAAAGGCGGCAGCGGCACCGUCGCCGGAAUUAAAACCAGGCGUCCGACCGUCGGGUGCCUCUCCGGACGUAAACGGCGUUGCACACCGAAGUGGGGCCUCGCCGGACGGGCCAGACGACGCCGAGACUCCUCUGGAGCAAACAAAGCCACAGGACGGCGUGCAGCAGCCGCCACCACAGGCAGUGCCUUCGACAGGGCUCGACGGCCAAGGAACGGAACAAAAGGGAAAGGACAACACAGACUCGCACUCGCUUGGAGAAGAUGAUCCGUCAAAGAGUGCCAGCGUCUCAGCAACACAAGAGGUGGAAAACACGCCCAUAACGGAGAAUGCAUCAGGUGGAAACGGCCAACAAGCAAGCGAAAUCGUUCUUCCUCAAACUCCUGGUGCUGCUGCGGUGGCGUCGCUACCAGCAUCCGACAACUCCGCCGGCACUUCAACAGACGGCACAGGAAAAGCGCCGAAGGCAGGGCAACUAGAAGCAGCGUCGACACUACCAACGCCGCCAGCGCCAGCGCCAACGUCAACUGAAGUGCCAGUGGAAGCAGGGAAGGAGACGACAUCCGAGACGGCUCCUUCGAAAGAAACGGGUGUCGAGGAGAGUCUGGUCAGUGAUAAUAAAGCUGGCGGUGACGAGAAAGCUAAGCCCAAACAGGCUGCGCCGGCCGCAGCUGACACAAGUAAUACACCGGGUGGAAGGGCAGUGGAUGCAGCUCAACUCACUGCCCGUCCGGGCGGCGGUGGCACUUCAAGCGAACAGACUGGGAAGGAGGCUGGGGCGAUUGCCGAGGAUUCUGCAGGGCCUGUUGUCGCGGCGGCCCCAGGAGCCCAACAGCAAGGUGUAACUGCCGCUGGCACACCGACGAGCAGCGGCAAGGAGCCGCUUCCAGCAGCAGGGGACACCGCCACUGAGGCCAGCCACGCGGCGACGACGACUGACGGUGGCAGCGGCAGCAGCCCCGCGGCGCAGCCGCAGCCGGGGAGUUCCGUGGGGACAAACGAAGCUGGCCAGCGAGAACAGGAGCAGCCCGCAGCCACCGCACCCAAGCAGCAAACGGAAAAGAGUGGCGAGAGAAGAGGAGAAGCCACACAGCCGGCAGCGGGGGCGGCUGCCCAAGCGGUGACUACCACCAACAAUUCGACGAGUGCAGCGAAGGCGGAGCCCGGCGACAGUGACGGCAGCAGCACCGCGGCCGCGCACUCCGCCUCCCCCCUUGCGCUGCUUCUUCUGCUUGCGUGUGCAGCUGCCGCUGCGAUGGUGGCCGCGUGA
Molecule: messenger RNA, 1599 nt
Organism: Trypanosoma conorhini
Lineage: Eukaryota; Euglenozoa; Kinetoplastea; Trypanosomatida; Trypanosomatidae
Exons: 1
Coding region: 1-1599 (532 amino acids)
Source: RefSeq, a predicted model, not a curated record